AGAUUUCGAAUGGACUACAUGUGGGCACACGCUUAUAAGACCUUCUAUAGAUUGCACGAUAUGGCCACCGAUUGGCACGAAGCCCGACAAAUGUGUGAAGCGGAAGGCACAACAUUACUCAUCCCCAAUACACUGGACGAAAUGGAGAACUUGAAACUUCUGAUGAGUAAUAUGAAGGCGCAUUAUACCGCUAUAUUUGUUGGAAUACACGACAAAUUUUCAGCUGGCAAUUAUGUUACUGUCAAAGGGGAGCCGAUAACUGGUACAAUUUUAGAGUUUCUUUGGGCUGAAGGUCGCCCAGAUAACGUCAAUGGAUCGGAACAUUGCAUCGUCAUGACCAGAGAAGGUCUAUUUGAUGAUCGUCCUUGCACCGACAUUUAUCCAUUUGUAUGUAAAAUACUAGCAAAUGAAACAAUGUACAAUGAUGAAUGCGAUAAUUUUGACGUAGGAUAUACGACCCAUCAAACAAUAAGUGGUAAAUGUUAUAAAUUUCACUCUGAACCGCUGUCUUGGCAUGACGCCUACUUGGCUUGUAAAUUGGAAGAAGGACAUUUAGCUAUAAUCAAUUCAGCAAAAGAAGCGUCUAUAGUAGCCGGUUUUCUCGGCGAACAUUUAAACAGUAACAUUCCAGACCCUAACAUUUUGUAUCUUGGUUUUAGUGAUCUGAUGUUUCCUUACCAAUAUAGAACUAUUAGAGGUCAAACCCUUGACGAAGCUGGCUAUGCAUCGUGGAGCCCGAUGAAAGAAGGCUUAAAACAAACGAAACUUAAACGGUGCGGUGCUAUUUCUAGAACUGGGUUUCUUGAAAUGACGUUUUGCGAUCGACCGGCAAUGUUCCUUUGUGAAAAAAUUAUUAAUUCAACCGCAAAAGUGUCUUAG
Messenger RNA from Melitaea cinxia (Glanville fritillary), 879 nucleotides. Its product is annotated as C-type mannose receptor 2-like. The record is from RefSeq and is a predicted model, not a curated record. Lineage: Eukaryota; Metazoa; Arthropoda; Insecta; Lepidoptera; Nymphalidae. The transcript is spliced from 4 exons. The coding region runs from base 10 to 879 and encodes 289 amino acids.